Periophthalmus magnuspinnatus is the source of this 4716-nucleotide messenger RNA. RefSeq lists its product as uncharacterized. Gene Ontology annotation, molecular function: RNA polymerase II cis-regulatory region sequence-specific DNA binding; DNA-binding transcription factor activity. The transcript has 5 exons. NCBI's taxonomy places the organism in Eukaryota, Metazoa, Chordata, Actinopteri, Gobiiformes, Gobiidae. Gene Ontology annotation, biological process: regulation of transcription by RNA polymerase II. The record is from RefSeq and is a predicted model, not a curated record. The coding region runs from base 835 to 4716 and encodes 1293 amino acids.
ACUUCCCGAAAGUACGGCAACUGCAUCGGGACAAACCGCAAACCAGACCAACGAAUGCAGCAACUCCACUGGCCUGUAAAGUAUAUAUCUUACUAAAUAUAUCAUCCCCGUGGACAUACCUCGACUCUCAAUUUUCCACUUUCAUUGUUCUUUUGGAUGAACAGAAAACUGGCACAAAGUAGGGCAUAAAUUAUUGGCUAUAUUUCGUCCAAAAACCACUCGCGCGUGAGAAGUGUGCAUUUCUACCCCGCACUGGCAGGGGCAGCAUUGGACUGGACACCUGUCGUCCCGGACAGUGUAGAAGGAAAAAUAGGAGACGACCAAAAAACGAAAACAAGAAGAUGCAUGUAGAAAUAUGAGUAUCAUGAACACAUAACUUGCAAAUAUCACAGACGGAAUUUGCCCACUUUAUUGGGCAAUGAGUGCGGUGCAUCUUCGAGGACAAGCUUUAACAACCUGGAAAUGAAGACAAUUCCCCAAAGCCCAACAAACGUUUAAGAGAUCGCUUUGUUUUGUUAUUUUUAAGAAGAUUGUAUCAAUGUACAAAAUCUACAAUUUCGUGUAGUUGCAUUUUCCAGGUUUAGUUUAUUUUUCAAUUUUUAAAUAGAUUUUUAUUUUAUUGUUUGUAUUAAACCGUCUUCCAGUCCAGUGCGCGGCGCACUUCCACUGAUCCACCAACCGAAACACAAAAGAGCGGCGGCAGCACCUCGUCGUGUCCACGGGGGAAGCAGACAUGUUGACCGUGUUCGUAAUAAUAAAUAUGUGUAUUAAACUGUAGAUUGUCUACGCAAAACACGUUAUCCUUGGAGUUUACAACUCAGACGAACCUUAAAGAUGUCGACAGUUGGCAUGAGGAAGAGGUACACUUCUGCAAUGGAAAAGAUUAUAAAAAACGCGGUGUCCGAGAGCGGUAAAGUUUUGGAGACCAUCAUCGUGGAGCUGAAGGCUGAAAUGCUCAGAGUCAAGAGCGAAAACGAGAAUCUAAAGAUCAGAUGUAGCCAGUUUGAAGAAGUGGUGAAAAAACGCAGUGUUUACAGAGAAACUGGGACAUCUCCUGAGCCCUAUAUUAUUGAGAAGUGCGACAAAUCUGUCCAAUGUGACCUUUCUUUCCACCAACCUGCAGACAUAGAUCCAAAUCUCUUGGACAAUGAAACACAAAGUGAAUGUUCAUUUGGGCCAAAUUAUGAAAAGGAGGUCUCUAAUGACUCUUUUUCAUUCAUAAAAAUGAAUGAGUUAGAGCAUGAUACUAGUGAGUUGCUUGAUAUAUCAGAUGAAACCCCACUAGAAAAGUCUUUUGAUCAAGAAACAAAUACAAAUGACAUCAAGUCAUGGAAAAAUAAGGAAAACGACCAAUAUGUGGAAACAUCUUCCUGCUCAUCUGACCAAGGAAUUUUAACCACUGUUUUGUCUCCACAAGUUGAACUGUGUGAAGAACAUGGACGCUGUUAUGAAUCUUCUGAAAUGGAACUACAGGAAGCCUAUCAAGAGGAUCUUGGCAUUGAUUGUGCUGAAACAGAUGAAUCAUUGGAAUGCCAAGGAGAAUGUCAAAAAGAAGUAAACACGAGAAUAACCAUUUUUUUGCAAGAGGAAAUCUCCACAGAAAAGGAUGGUGAAACUGGUGAAAAAUACAAACCAGAAGAAUGUGAAUCCAGUGUCUUGCCUGAUCUGUCAAAAGAAGAUGCUCAGCAACGGAUUGAUACAACUGAGAUGGAAGUUCAAAGUGAUCCACAAAGCAAACUUUCUUCCUCUGAAUUGAAACCCGACAAUGCUUCUUCAGGUGAUACAACAAAUAUUGACCAGCUAAUAACCCCAUCCACAGCAGUCACCUCAACAGUUACUCUUACUGGAUCAGAAAUUGAUGGUAGAGCAUUUCAAUCUUUGUCUACUGAAGGUCCACAUGCAAGAAAAGCACAGAAAACUUCACAAUCUCUGAAAUAUCCAUAUUUUUUGAGAAGGCAGCGGUGCACUUCUGUAACCUUGGAAGAUGCCAUGCUUUUGCUCGAUGCAGUCAACCUACAUGAAUAUAAAUCCUCAACCCCAAAGAAAACACAAACAAAACAUUCUUUAAGGCAUUUGACAACCUCAAAAACAAGCAAGGACCCGGAAGUAACUCAAAGUUUUGUAUCAGAUACUAUAAAUUUGGAAGAAACUGCAUGUAGACCUGAGACAAUUCAGCCACAAAUGGCAGAAGCUAUAGAAAAAGUUUGUCCUGCUAACAUGGGUAAAGAGGGGCAACAGCAGGAUCAGGAAAUUACUUCACAUACCAUACCAUCACCACUUCAAGCUGCCAUAGAUCACAAAGUUCUUACAGUAGCUCCCGCAACACUCACGCUAGUCACCAAAGCUGAUUCAGUUAGCAUGGACAUUGAGGACCACCAACAUGAUCAUAAAAUAUUGUCUUUGUCAACCAAACAGUCACCUACUCCUGCUACAAAUAAAACAACUCCCAACACCACACUAUCAAAACAAGGUGAAGAUAUGCAAGCUGUAGACAAUGACACAGCUACCGUGUUCAUUGAUGGCCAAGAACGUGAUCAGAUAAGUGCUACUACACCUACCAAACCUUUUACUGUUGAACCAGAUCAUGUUACAAUAGUACAACCAAGAAUUCCAAGUGUAACAGCCUCAAAACAAGCUGAAACUGUUCAAGAAGUAGAUGUCAGUGGAAGCCUGACUGAAAGUGUGGACCCUUGUGGAGAUGAUCAGACUGUACUUUUGUCAACAUCAACUGAACUGAUUGAAACGGCAGAUGAGACUCAGAAUUAUAUGGUUAACAUCACACCUGUUAUGUUACCUUCAGAAUCAUUAAUAGAGUCUGGUCAAACAGAAACGCACCCUGAUGAAACAGACAGUGUUGCCCAGAUCAGUGUGCAUUCAUCUGUUGACACUCGGGGCCAAGAAAAUGACGUUGCAUUUCCCCUUGGACUUUUACCUCCAAAACCACCACUUAACCCUGUAACACAACCCACCCUGCUUUUAAAAAUGCCAGGGGAAACUGGUGAUGAGUGUGGCUCAGUUCAUAAAACCAUUACCUCUUCGUCAGCUCUGUCUCCUGCUCAGCUCGGUGCUGUUGUGUCAGCUGUUCGUUCAACUCAGAACACAAGUAUACCAACGGGACCAUUGGGAAGCAUACCCAGUGCUAAAAAGGCACUUGUUGCUGUUCCCUUUUCACUUCAGGCUGUAAUGAAACCACAUCAUAAAAUUAUUGUAAUACCAAGACAAUGCAAAAUCCCACCAUCACAGGCAAUAGCAAAAGAUAAGGCAAUUGUACUGAAAAAGAAGCUGUUUCAAACAGAUGCAACAACUACUGUCAUUUCUACAAGUGAUGUUAAUCUAGUCCCUUGUACUGGUGAUGAUAAUACUACUCCUGAACUGGACAAACAGCAAUCAGCAUCAGUAACUACCCAGGCACUUCCUGAAUCAGACGGAUUAGAGAUUGAACAAGAAACAUCCCCAUGCAAAAACACUGUACAGGUUAAAUUGAAUAGAUUACCAUUCCCAGUAUCAUCUGCACAACCUGUAUCUGUCACCAACAAGUCACCUUGUGAAUCUUCUACAGUACAGAAAUAUGCACCAAAUAACUCUCCAAUAAAAGUAACAAUUUCAGAAAAUGCUACAAGUCAACCUGAAGCCCAGCCAGCUGAAGAUAAUUUAACCAGCACUGUAAUUGACGCCUCUCCUAAUUUGUCAAACAAUAAGAGUAAACAUGUUCAAACAUCUCAGAGAUGUAAAAUCAAAUCCACUAGCCGAUCAACUACUAUUGUACGGCUUUCACCUGUUGUGUCCAAUGAUCACUCAUACCCUCAGCACCGCAUGACCAAAUCACAAUUCUUGGCUAAGUUGGAAGUUUCACCUGUAACUCAAGAUUCAGAAAAGACUGACUCAAGUGGGAAGGAUGUCCCGAAAGCUUCUCUUGUGGAUCGCCUUAGAAGCCACCUCAAAAGUCAUAGAAAGACUACCAAAAAAGGGCAAGAUCAAGGCUCAAAUCUCACAAUAGAGACUACAGAUUACAUGCCCAUUACCCAAGAGACUUCUGGUCCUAACCAAGAACAACAGAGUGAAAAUGUGAAUUUGCCAAACACUUUAGCUUGCGUUGAUGAAAAUAAAUCUGCUAGUCCAAUUAAAUUAGCCAAUCCUAUUAAAACCUCCCCAGUUACCAAAAGUGUUUCAGACAUAAAGCAGAUUAAAAGAAAAAACUGUCCAAAAGCUGAUCAAAUGACACCAGCUAAGCCUGUCAAGAAACGUAGAUUGAAAAAGGGUGGAGCAAGCAGUGAAAAUAUCCUUUCACGAGGUAAUCUAUCCCCAAUGCGUAACAAACUCAUCAAUAGUAAUGCUCUGUUAAGUUGCGUGAGAAAGGGAUUAAUGAAGAAGUCAUUUUUAUGCAAGUUUUGUCGAAAAGAGUUUGUUAAAAAGAAAGACAUUGAGGAACAUAUCCAGGUGCAUGUUGGAAAGAAACCGUUUCAGUGCAAUAUCUGUCAUAGAAGGUUUUCACGGACAAUGGAGCUUUCGAGACAUCUCAAGAGACACAACGCUGAGAAGAAAUACCAAUGUACAUCUUGUGGUAAAGCAUUUAUUGAGUACAACAAUUUAAAAAGGCACACGUAUAUUCACACAGGAGAGAAACCAUAUUCAUGUCCACACUGCCCUAAGGCCUUUACACAGUCGGGCCACAUGAGGACUCAUAUCAAAAAUCACCAUAAAGAUAUUCAAUGUUAA